UGACAAAAUUGGACCACCAGUAAAUGAACAGCUAGCUAGCAUUGUCAAUGAACUCCUUAAAGGAAAGCUACCCAGACAAAAGAUGGAGGACCUCCUGAACAAGUACCAGAAGCCAAAGAACUGUGGUAACCUCAUCUCACCAAAAGUAAACAAAGCUGUYUGGCUUCAGCUGAAGACAGAUACAAAGAAUGGGGACCAUGCAAUGCAGAAGGCCCAAAAGUUUCUCAUACAUUCGACUUAUGCACUACUGGAGGGUUGCCAAAAAGCCUCCGACGAUCUGCGGACUACGCUGCAUGUGCAUGCUCUGGUCCUGUUACUUUCUGGUAACAGGGAACUCAACAUCAGAAGACGGGAGCUGCUGAAACCGGAUCUGAAUGCACGCUAUGCUGCACUAUGCAAUCCAACCACACCAAUAACCAGCGAGUUGUUUGGAGAUGAUGUGUCGAAGGAGAUAGAUGACCUUUCAAAGGCAAACAAAUUAGGAAAGAAACUAGCAACGCCCAGUAGGAUUAAAAGGGGAUUCCACCCUUAUGGUAGCUACCGCAACAGAUUUGGUAGGGAUGUAUCCAGGCGCAGUGGAAACUCUGGCAGAUACCAAGAGCGCCAGCAGUCUUUUUUAGCAGGAAGACUGUCCUUCAAGCAGAAGCAAAACAAUCAGUCUGCUGCGAGGAAGGACCUCAACAAGUAACUCAGGUUAGCUACUUGAAUAGUMUYAACAAAAUAAUUGAAAACCAAAAACCCUUUAGGGGAGGUCAAGUGAGAAACCAUCUAGAACAAUGGAAACAGAUCACCUCUGAUCAGUUUAUUUUGGACUGUGUUGAUAAUUGCCAUAUCGAAUUUGWUUUUGAACCAUCACAAGUAAUUAACAGGAGUAAUGCCUGUGAAAAGUUCUCACCUGUAGAACAAUUAGUCAUUGAUGAUGAAAUUGCAACCUUCGUAAAGAAAGGAAUCAUAGAAUUGUCGGAACAAGAGCAAGGAGAAAUUAUUUCACCAAUUUUUGUAAGGCCCAAAAAGGAAUCAGGAAAAUUUCGAGUGAUUUUCAAUUUAAAAGAGCUAAAUGAAGCGGUUACAUACC
Molecule: messenger RNA, 1075 nt
Organism: Exaiptasia diaphana
Lineage: Eukaryota; Metazoa; Cnidaria; Anthozoa; Actiniaria; Aiptasiidae
Exons: 1
Coding region: 83-688 (201 amino acids)
Source: RefSeq, a predicted model, not a curated record